CGCGCCCCCUGGUUCUCCUCCCGUGUCCGGCGGUCUGCCUGCGGGCUGCUGCUGACAGAUAGCGGGCGCUGAGCUCGGGGCGCCGUUCUGAGCUGCUGCUUCCCCCCUCCCAUCCCCCGCAGUCACUGGCCUCUAGGAUGGAGAUGAAGGCGCAGUUCCCCGGGCGCCCCGGUGCGCCUCAACUUUCCCAGUGCUGGCUCACCCUCCUGGGUAGCGAACCCGACCGCGUCCCACCCAAGGUCGUGCAGCCUCUCUAGCGUUUACUUUUCAAAGGUCGUGUGUACCUAGUUUGAGCGUGGAGAGGAGGCAGCAGGGCUGCCCUGUCCAGGACCCAGUGCCCACGGCGAGAGAAGAGGUCCUUGGGGACCCCUUCCCUGGCCGAGGGUUCGAAGUUGGAAUUGGUCACUUUCAGAGCUUCGCCUAACUUCUGGGCCCGGUUGACUCGCUCUGGGUUGGCCGGGUAGUGAUGGCAAACCGGAUCAGGUCCUCCUCGUUUGGAUGCCCUUUCAGUUCUUAGUAGUAAACGUUCUGUUCCCUGUCCUGUAUGCUGGCCGCUUGUGUUCGCUCAGCCUUGUCAUCAGAGCCCAUUUGUGUCAGGAGCAGAGCAAGGCAACGAGGCAUAGCUACCUCACCUCGCCGCCAAGAUGGCAAUCCAGUUCCGCUCACUCUUUCCCUUGGCGCUGCCUGGAAUGCUAGCGCUCCUUGGCUGGUGGUGGUUUUUCUCUCGUAAAAAAGACCAACUCAGCAGUAAUGAAAAGGAGGUGGAGACACUGAAGGUUGGCCCUCACAUCAAGGGCCGGCUCCCCAGUGAAGAGGCCUGUCCUGUUGUCCUAUCUGUGCCCCCCAGUGUCACACAGCCUCCAGAGAAGGAACAACUCUCCGUGGGCAGGCCGUCUACAGAACCCCCAGCCUUGCCAAGGACACGCCAGGUCCGCCGAAGAUCAGAAUCCUCAGGCAGCCUCCCCAGCAACAUAGACACAAGGUCGCAGCCAGGACUGCGCAGAGAUGACAACUCAAAGGUGGAACUCUCCCUGAUGGGGGAUGAAGCCAAAUCUGUUCCUCUUGGAUGCCCCUUCCUUCCAAAGGACGUGCCCUUCCCCUGUGAAGCAGUGGGAGGGUGCAAGCAAGAGUCUGCACUGGGCAAAACUCCUGGAAGGGGCAGGCUCAGCCAGUGUGCAGCCUCUGGAGAGAAAGCAAGAGAGACAGGCAGGGCAGAGGGGACUGGAGAUGCUGUGCUGGGGGAAAGUGAACCUGAGGAAGGCCUGCUGUCCCAGGAGUGUGUCUCAGAAGUGGAGAAAAGUGAGGUUCCAAGCCAGGCCUGGGGAGGUGAGGGAGAGAAGGUGAGCAGUGCUCCCCGACAGAUGGCUGAGCUUGCAAAGGAAGAAGAGUAUGUUGGAAAGUUGCCAAGUAGCUUUGUGGCGCCGGUUCACUCAGAGCUGGUUAAGGAUGAAGAGGUGUUGGUACCUCAGGUCAGAGGUAGCAAUACUUGGGACAGAGACCUGGCUGGAGAGCUAGACAAAGAUGAGACCUUGCCUAAAAAUGAUCAGAUUGAGCAGGCUGCUUUCCAGAUCGUCUCCCAGGUGAUCUUGGAAGCAACUGAAGAGAUGCGGGCCACCACAGUGGGCAAGACUGUGGCACAAGUGCAUCCAACCUCGGCCACUCAGCCUCAGAGGCAGGAGGAGAGCUGUGUCCCAGACAGUCAGGGAACUGGCGUGGGACAAGACCCCCCAGAUCCUGCUUCCACCAUAACAGGUGCCACUGCCAGCCCAUCAGCAGAAGCCCUGCCACCAAAGACCUAUGUGAGCUGUCUCAGCAGCCCUCUGUCAGGCCCCACCAAGGACCAGAAGCCAAAGAACUCUGCACACCAUAUCUCCCUGGCCCCAUGCCCACCACCAGUUACCCUCCAGGGACAGUCUGUGGAUGGGACAAAUGACCUGGAAGGAGAUGACACCUUUGUCACCUGCACGUCCAACAACGGCCAGAGUGUCCUUUCAGUGACCUCCUUAGGGCAAGGCUCAGAUUCUGUCAGUACUUCGGGCUUUGAAGACUCUGGCACAGAGACCAUCUCAAGCCCCGGAGACAAGGCUAUCACCCUGCCACUGCCAGACAGUACUGAGCCUUUUAGCAAUGGGGUGCUGAAGGAGGAGUUGUCAGACUUGGGGACCGACGAUGGAUGGACCAUGGAUGCAGAAGCAGAUCACUCAGGAGGUUCUGACGGGAACAGCAUGGAUUCAGCGGAUAGCUGUUGUGGGCUUACCAAACCAGAUAGCCCCCAGAAUGUCCAGGUAGAUCCCAACCCUAAGAAGGUCGACCUCAUCAUCUGGGAGAUCGAGGUGCCUAAGCAUUUAGUUGGUCGCCUGAUUGGCAAGCAGGGCAGGUACGUGAGUUUUCUGAAGCAGACAUCCGGUGCCAAGAUCUACAUCUCCACCCUGCCUUAUACACAGAACAUCCAGAUCUGCCACAUAGAAGGCUCUCAGCACCAUGUAGACAAAGCUCUGAACUUGAUUGGGAAGAAGUUUAAGGAACUGAACCUCACCAACAUCUACGCGCCACCACUGCCUUCCCUGGCGUUGCCUUCCCUGCCGAUGACGUCUUGGCUCAUGCUGCCUGACGGUAUCACUGUGGAAGUCAUCGUGGUCAACCAGGUCAACGCUGGGCACCUGUUUGUACAGCAACACACACACCCCACCUUCCAUGCGCUGCGCAGCCUGGACCAGCAGAUGUACCUCUGUUACUCUCAGCCUGGAAUCCCUACCUUGCCCACCCCGGUGGAAAUAACGGUUAUCUGCGCUGCCCCUGGUGCGGACGGGGCCUGGUGGCGAGCCCAAGUAGUGGCCUCCUAUGAGGAGACCAAUGAGGUGGAGAUUCGCUACGUGGACUAUGGUGGAUAUAAGAGGGUGAAAGUCGACGUGCUCCGGCAAAUUAGGUCUGACUUUGUGACCCUGCCAUUCCAAGGAGCAGAAGUCCUCCUGGACAGCGUGGUUCCUCUGUCAGAUGAUGACCACUUUUCACCUGAGGCGGACGCAGCCAUGAGUGAGAUGACAGGCAACACAGCACUGCUGGCCCAGGUGACAAGCUACAGUGCAACUGGCCUUCCUUUGAUUCAGCUGUGGAGUGUGGCUGGUGAUGAAGUGGUGUUGAUAAACCGGUCGCUGGUGGAGCGAGGCCUUGCACAGUGGGUGGACAGCUACUAUGCCAGCCUUUGACCUCGGCCCCCUGAGCUGUUUCAGUCUUUUUUGCACUGUUGAGGUUUGGCUUGGCACUCAGGACAGAGAUUUAACAACAGAGUAACAAACGUUGUUCUCUCGAGUCUUCUUUCCCCCAUUCUGUAGUCCUGUGCGGAAGGCGAUUCCUCUCCGAGGAGGAGCUUCGAGGUGGAGCUACGUGUUCCAUUCAGAACCUUAGGACGGCGUUUCAGCAGCCAGCUGGUGU
Messenger RNA from Acomys russatus (golden spiny mouse), 3432 nucleotides. RefSeq names its product A-kinase anchoring protein 1 (gene Akap1). The record is from RefSeq and is a predicted model, not a curated record. Bases 645 to 3206 code for a protein of 853 amino acids. Lineage: Eukaryota; Metazoa; Chordata; Mammalia; Rodentia; Muridae. Gene Ontology annotation, molecular function: RNA binding. The transcript is spliced from 12 exons.